Molecule: messenger RNA, 744 nt
Organism: Trichomonas vaginalis G3
Lineage: Eukaryota; Parabasalia; Trichomonadida; Trichomonadidae
Exons: 1
Coding region: 1-744 (247 amino acids)
Source: RefSeq, a predicted model, not a curated record
AUGAAAGCACCUCGUCGUCUUCCAGAGGAUUUCUUAUAUAAUAUUCCUCAAGAAAGAGCUGGAAACAGAGAUAGAAUUGGUCUCCCUGUUCUAAAUUCAAUUCUUGAUUCGAGAAUAGGCCAAAUGACUGCAAUUACAUUACCAACUGAUAAAGAAAGAAUGAAUUUACUUCAUGAAAUCAAUGCUAUUCCAGAUUCAUCAUCAAAAUUAACAUCAUUUCUUGAUUUUAUGAUUUCACAACUUGAUAUUCAAAGUCGCAAAUAUUAUUCGACGCAGGAUGAAUUAAGAAAUUUGAAAAAUAGAGUUAAUAACAACGUUUUUGAUCCUUCAAUAGAUGAAAGAAUAGAAAGACUUGCUAAAAUUCUCAACGUUCAACCAAGCAAAAUCGAAUCCAAGGUUGCAGAACUUGAAAAUCAGAGAAACGAAACAAUAUUCCAAUAUGAAGCAGAUUACCAACAAUGUUUAGAAGCAUUAAACUGUCCAAGAUAUGGUUUAUCAAACGCUAUUGAAAAGUUACUGAAAGAAAAUGAUAAACUUCAUGAAGUUACAGCAAAUGACAGAGGACUCAUUUCAAAGCACAGUAGAGAACUACUAAGCGAAGAAGAAGAACCAACUUCAAGCCAAAUUAGUGCAAGUUCAAUUAAACUUGAUUCAAGUUCGAGUAAUGGUGGAUUUGUAACACCAGGAAAGAGGAAUCAAGCAGAUCUUGUUAAAGAUAUCCUCUCUGGAUUAGAUAGCGCAUAA